AUGUUUGUUCUAGUCUUAUUUUGGUUUAUGAACGCGUUUAUUUGUGCUUCUCAAAGCUCGGACGAAUUUUUGCAGAUCAAGAUACAUCAAUGUAAGUUGUUUUUUUUUGUUUUUGGAUUUUUAGGUAUAACUUUGGAUUAGUUGAUGGUUUUUUUUGUGGCUGAAUUAGAGUUACAACAGUUUAGUUUGAAUCUUGAGAGAUUUGUGGGGUUUUCGUAACCUAGACAAUGUUUUUCAAUUUUUAAACGACGUUUUUUAUAUUCUCCUUGCUUCUAAAGUUUUGAAUUUUGAUUUUAAUGGCUUGUCAGUUAAGAAGUUUUUAAGUUUAAGUUAUGAACUACAAAAUUAUACAUUUUUUCUUUACUGUACUUUGGAAAUAACUUUUUGCCAAUAUUUUAGUAUAGUUUGUCAAAACAGCUGAAAUCGAUUUUUGAACGACUGAUAACAAGAAUAAAUAAGGUGCGGUUGCAUAUUGAUAGGUGUCAGAGAUAAGAUAUUAUUAUUGAUAUUUUGAAUGAAAUUUGAUAGAUUUUAAUGUUUUUUGAGAAGGACACUAUUCUCGAGAAGGUAAUGACAUUUUGGGAGGUAGGAGGAGAUAUGAAGGUUAUUUACAUCUAGUGUGAGCCAAAAGAUGUUAGAAAGUCUAGAAACAGUUUUAGAGAUAGUUAAGGUAAAUUACUUCGUCUAUUACUGUUGUUUUUGUGGUUCUGUUAUUUUUUUAUAUUGAUGUAGAUCACUUUUUGUAUUAUGCGCUAUUUUAACAUGUAUAACCACUUUAUAUCGUCUUACUCGUCAUUUUUAAGCCAAAUGCUAUUGUCCGGAAAUUUCGCUUCUGCCAGUUUGUCUCAGUGGUCUCAAUUGUCCCAAGACCAAAGUCAUUCGAGAACCGAACAUCAAGCAAGUAUGUGCUGAUCGAAGGCUGUUUUGCCAAGCACCUCCAGGAGAAUUUGUUCAGAUUGUAGCCGUACUAUCACGACGUACCAUCUACAUGACCAAAUGGAGCUUAUACUCGACUUCAGUCAUUGUACACUGUAUCGAUGGCAACUUCUACAACACCAAUAUGUACAACUUGAGGCAUGUCCAGAAGUACGAGUGCAGAGCCAGCAAGUUUGGGGACAGUGAGAAGUACAUCAAUCGGAAAGUCUAA
This is a messenger RNA of Bursaphelenchus okinawaensis, 1147 nucleotides long. The record is from the annotation of a GenBank genome assembly. NCBI's taxonomy places the organism in Eukaryota, Metazoa, Nematoda, Chromadorea, Rhabditida, Aphelenchoididae.